This is a messenger RNA of Solanum dulcamara, 857 nucleotides long. Its product is annotated as non-specific lipid-transfer protein 4.1-like. The record is from RefSeq and is a predicted model, not a curated record. The coding region runs from base 56 to 634 and encodes 192 amino acids. Gene Ontology annotation, biological process: lipid transport. NCBI's taxonomy places the organism in Eukaryota, Viridiplantae, Streptophyta, Magnoliopsida, Solanales, Solanaceae. Gene Ontology annotation, molecular function: lipid binding. The transcript is spliced from 3 exons. Gene Ontology annotation, cellular component: membrane.
UACUCAAAACAAAAGAGUACUCUCAACAACAAGUUCAAAAUCUUUUUAAUUAACCAUGAAUUCCUCAAUCCAAGCAAAAGCAAUACUAGUAAUGAUCAUGGCUCUAAUUGUGUUACUAAUUGCACCAGCUUCAGAAGGUGCUAUCACUUGUGGCACAGUGAUUAGCUCAAUCAAGCCCUGCAUCAGUUAUUUACAAGGCACUGGUGGGAACCCACCAAAAUCUUGCUGUGCUGGUUGUCAAUCUCUUGCAUCUUCUGCAACAACUGCACCAGAUAAGCAGGCUGCAUGCACUUGUCUAAAGAAUGCAUCUCAAAAGAUCAACAUUAAUUCUCAAUUAGCACUGAAUCUUCCUAAGAGUUGUGGAAUCUCCUUGUCCUUCCCUUUUUCACCCACUGUUGACUGCACCAAGGGAGGGAGUGGGGUGACUGGGAUUCCUCCAUUCGCAUGUUGUGCUGGAAUUUCAACUCUUUCACAGAUAGCGAACAAAACAGCUAAUAGGGAAGCGGUUUGUAGAUGUGUUCAAUCAGCAAUCAAAAAUCUGAGGAUCACAGAUGCAACAGCUAAAGCGCUUCCUCGUAGAUGUGGAAUCGCCUUGCCUUUCACUUUCUCUCCAUAUGUCAAGUGUAUUGGAUAAAAUGAUCUUAAUUUUGGAGUAGUCCAGGGGAUAUAAAGAAAUUACAAAGAUGAAGCGUUUGCUGGAAUCAUGAGUAUAAAUAUUCCAUGAAUUUUGUGUGUUUUUCUUUAGUAUUAAUUUUGAUUUUGAUUUUCCUAUUUCUUCAUGUAGUUUCUUAAUUGCGUGUCUAUUGUCUUGUCUUAAUGUUUUUAUAGUUGUAAAUAGCAAUCUGCACUGGUCUGUA